UUCUCUUUCUCUAUUUUGAGGAUACCGAUCCAUGUUAUCUAACUUGACAAGACGCUCUUUCCAGGCAGCUCGUUGUAGUUUGAGAACAAAUGUUCUUGCUACACGUCAAGCUUCAACAAAGCCUUCUGCUCAUACCGCAUAUGAAGAAGCUCUUAAAUUGAUUGAGCAAGAUAAAAAGGAAAGACUCAACAUGUUGGAACGUUUAGAAAAAGAAAUUGCUCGAGUUUCAAACAAUGUUACACCUGCUCAGUUGAAAGCAUUGAAUGCCUUGAAGUUUGAUUUGCAAGUUAAGUCUGAAUUAAACGACCCUCAAGUACAAAAAAACUUUAAGCUCGGAAACAUUGAUAUGGGAAAGCCAGUUUAUCGUUACAUGCGUCAGAAGCAAUUUGAAAAAGCACCCAAGAGCAAGUUGAUGGAACGUUUGACUCAAAUGAAUGUGAUUCCUGAACUCUUAGCACCUGGUAUGGAUCCUACUGUUGAAGUCAACAUCAAAUUAGCAGAAGGUCAAGUUGAACCUGGUGUAUUUAUUAAGCCAGAACAGAGCAUUGAACGUCCCGAAAUCGAAAUUACAAACUUCCAUACAGAGCAACGAUUGUACACUUUAAUGUUGGUUGAUCCAGAUUCACCUGAUAUUCAAAACAAGACUUACCAACAACACUGCCAUUGGUUGCUAACAAAUGUUUCUUUAUCAGCUACUUCACCUGUUGUUGAAGGAGGUGAUUCAGUAUUAGAUUACAUCCCUCCUCAUCCUCAAAAGGGCACAAAAUACCACCGUUAUACUUUGAUCGCAUAUGAGCAACCUAACGAAGGUCAAACAAAGGUCGAUAUUAAGGUUGACAGCAGAGAUCACUUUGAUGUCAAGAGUUUAGCACAAGCACAUGGAUUGAAGGUUACAGGUGCUACUUUCUUCCGUCAAGAAUGGGAUGAAAGUGUGUCCAAGAUUUAUAGCCAAAUUCUUAAAGAAAAUGAACCUGUCUAUGGCAAGCCUCCCAAGGUUCAACGCUACAUUCAAAGAACUGUAUAUUAUUAAAUAGAACCAUCCAGUGAACAAAUAAAACAAAACAAAAAAAUAGAUUUAUUGAAUACUCUACCGUCUUUUGAGAGAAA
Messenger RNA from Gilbertella persicaria, 1107 nucleotides. Its product is annotated as phosphatidylethanolamine-binding protein. The transcript has 7 exons. NCBI's taxonomy places the organism in Eukaryota, Fungi, Mucoromycota, Mucoromycetes, Mucorales, Choanephoraceae. The coding region runs from base 32 to 1030 and encodes 332 amino acids. The record is from RefSeq and is a predicted model, not a curated record.